GCUGAGUGUCUGCACGUGCUAUUGAUAUUGCGGAUUUGUUUAGUUUAUUUAAUUUUAAGUUUAAUUUUUUAUAAAUCCAUCUAAUUUUUUUUUGUUUGAAGUUAUAAAAACAUAAGUUUAGUUAAUAUUUACAAAUAAAUCAAAAUGUCAAUGUUGGCGGAUAGACGUUUUCGAAAGAAGUACACAUUAACUCCGCGCGGUAAAGCGCUUUACGAUGAUGACUCACGUUUUGGUACAAAAAUUUUAAAAAAGAUGGGUUGGUCAAAAGAGAAAGGCCUUGGCGCGCAAGAAGAUGGUUCAAAGGAUUUUGUACGUGUUCAAUUUAAAAAUGAUGCUUCAGGCUUAGGCUAUGAAAAUCGCGACGAUCAGUGGACACAACAUGAGGAAGACUUCAAUGGUUUUUUAAAAUCACUAAAUACUGAUGACGUUGAGAAUAAUAAUGAACAAAAUGAGAGUGGAUCCGAAGAAGAGCGGUGUGUUGGAUUUGGUUUUUCAACGGAAGCAACUGAAAAACAAAAAGAAAAGAAAAAACUAAAAGAAAAACUUAGCGGUCAAUCGUUAGAGGAGCGUUCCAAAAAAAGUAGAGCACGAGUUCAUUAUAAAAAAUUUACGAGAGGCAAAGAUUUAACACAGUAUAGUGAAAAGGAUUUGGCAAAUAUAUUUGGUAAGAAAGGUAACGAAACUGAAGAAAUACCAAAGGCAGAUAUAAAUGAACAGCUUGGUGCGAAUGAAAAUAAAUUUAAAAAAGAAAAACAAGAGGUUUUUGAGAAUCCAUUGAUUAUAUCUACAGGACUAUCUGUUAGUGAUUAUUUUAAACAGAAAAUGGAUGCUAGAAAAAGGCAAGUUGAAGUUAAUAUUAACAAUGAAGAUGGCAGUUCAUCGACUGAUAAAGAAAGCGAGGAAAUUAAAGUGAAGUCUAAGGAACGCUCAGAAACAAUAGAACCGAAUGAAACCAUUGAAAAUAUGGAGGUGUCGAGCAGUAAAAAAAAAAAUAAGAAGAAGAAACUACAGGAUGAAUCGGACGAAAAUGAGGUUGUAUUCAAGAAAAAAAAGAGGAAAAGUGAAGAUGGUUUACUUGCAGAACGUGAUGUGGAUGAAACGAAAAAAACUUUAAUAACGGAACAGGAAAAACAAAUUGAUGAAGAAAUAGAAAGUACAGAAGGAAAAGCACGUAAGAAGAAGAAAAAAUCAAAAAAACAAGAAGUUGAUGACACUGAAGUGAAUUUGGAAAACGAAGAGUUUAGAAGUGAAGAAAUAUCAAUAGAAGAUAAUACAAUACGCAAGAAAAAGAAAUCGAAAAAAGAUAAAAAUCAAAACUUGUCUGAUUUAAAAGAAACAAACCAAGUAGAUAUAAAACAAGAUAUAAUUCUAAAUAAAAUUGUUUCUUUAGAAAAUGAAGAAAGUAAUAUAUUAAAAUUAAAAAAUAAG
Teleopsis dalmanni is the source of this 1428-nucleotide messenger RNA. RefSeq names its product PIN2/TERF1-interacting telomerase inhibitor 1. Gene Ontology annotation, cellular component: nucleolus. Gene Ontology annotation, molecular function: telomerase inhibitor activity; nucleic acid binding. The annotation marks the transcript as partial. The transcript has 3 exons. Gene Ontology annotation, biological process: regulation of ribosome biogenesis. The record is from RefSeq and is a predicted model, not a curated record. Lineage: Eukaryota; Metazoa; Arthropoda; Insecta; Diptera; Diopsidae.